Messenger RNA from Anthostomella pinea, 1290 nucleotides. Lineage: Eukaryota; Fungi; Ascomycota; Sordariomycetes; Xylariales; Xylariaceae. The record is from the annotation of a GenBank genome assembly.
AUGCCGCCGAGACACUCACUGCGGGCCUUUCUCCAGGAAGCCCGGUCCGUCCUCAAAGCGCCCGCAAGACGGCCAAAUCCUCUGACGUUCGUCGUCGGCAACGAGUCGGCUGACCUCGACUCCCUCUGCUCCGCGCUCCUCUUCGCCUAUUUCCGCACCCACGCGACGCAGAAAUUGACAUGCAUACCGCUGUGCAACCUGCCGCGCGCCGACCUCGCACUGCGGCCCGAGUUCGAAGCCGUGCUGUCCGCCGCCCACGUCCGGCCCGAUGAUGUGAUCACGCGGGACGAGCUGCCCGACUCGAACAACCUGAGACCUGAGGACACAGAGUGGCUGCUGGUCGACCACAACGCGAUGACUGGCGAGCUGGCACGGGUCUAUGGAGACAGGAUUGUGGGCUGCAUCGACCACCACGACGACGAAAAGACGGUCGGGGCGAACGCUGAUAUUCGCGUCGUGGAGAAGAGCGGGAGCUGCACGAGUUUGGUGAUGGUGCACUGCGCCGACAUCUGGCAUACGCUGUCUACACAGACCGGCGACGGCAGCAACGGCGAGGGUAAUCCGGAGGCGCGCCGCCGCCUUGACGCGGAGCUCGCGCAUCUCGCGCUUGCCCCGAUUCUCAUCGACACGACAAACCUGGGCGAUGUGCACAAGACAACAAAGUACGACGAGGAUGCGGUGGCGAUUGCCGAAGCCAAAAUCAACCGCGACACCGGAUCCUCACGGAGGUCUUCGACGUCGGCGUCUAGGUUCGACCGCACUACCUUUUUCAAAAAGAUAGCGCACAUGAAAGAGGAUAUCUCGCAGAUGACGAUACUUGACAUUUUUCGCAAGGACUACAAGGAAUGGGUCGAGGGCGCGGCCACGGGAGAGGGGUCGAAGGCACUGAAGCUGGGCACGGCCUCGGUGCCACAGUCGUUUGCGUACCUCGUCGACAAGGUCGGAGGCGACGCGGCUACUUUCGCGGAUGGGGUUACGCGGUUCGGCACGCUGCAGGGCGUCGAUCUAAUGGUUGUGCUGACAACAUCCACAAUGGACGGGUUUUCGAGGGAGUUGUUGCUCUGGGGUGGGACGGACCAGGGUGUGAGCGCCGCGAAGGCCUUUGCGGACGCCCAGGCUGAGAAGUUGAAGUUGAGCUGCUACAGAGAUGGAAUGCUCGAUUUUGAUGAAGGCAUUUUGGGGUGGAUGAGGUGCUGGACGCAGGGCGCGGUGGAUAACAGCCGCAAGCAGAUCGCGCCCAUGUUGAGAGAUGCGCUCAGGGAGCAGGCGAAUGAAUCAGCGAAGGGGUGA